AUGGGGAUUGUGGAAGAAGCUCACAACGUCAAGGUCUUGGGAUCGGGCACGCGCUACAUAGUUCUGGCUCACGGCUUUGGAACAGACCAAUCCGUGUGGAAACACCUCGUACCUCAUCUUCUCGAUGACUUUCGUGUGGUACUCUACGACAACAUGGGAGCCGGCACCACCAACCCCGAUUACUUCGAUUUCGACCGCUAUUCCACCUUGCAAGGCUAUGCCUACGACUUGCUUGCUGUUUUGGAGGACCUUCGUGUUCAUUCAUGCAUCUUUCUUGGUCACUCAGUCUCUGCUAUGAUCGGUACUCUCGCUUCUAUUUCUCGCCCCGAUCUAUUUGCCAAAAUCAUCAUGCUCUCCGCUUCCCCUAGGUAUCUGAACGACAUGGAUUACUUCGGAGGGUUUGAGCAGGAAGACCUGGACCAAUUAUUCAACGCUAUGCAGGCGAAUUACAAGGCAUGGUGCUCAGGGUUUGCUCCGCUGGCCGUUGGCGGGGACAUGGAGUCCGUGGCGGUGCAGGAGUUCAGCCGAACCUUGUUCAAUAUGCGGCCAGAUAUUGCGCUGAGCGUGUUGCAGACAAUUUUCCAAAGCGACAUGCGCCAAAUCCUCAACCUCGUCACUGUCCCAUGCCACAUCGUCCAAAGCAAGAAGGACUUAGCGGUUCCCGUAGUGGUCGCCGAGUACCUCCACCAAAACACCGGCGGCAAGUCCAUCGUUGAAGUGAUGUCGACGGAGGGCCACUUGCCGCAACUGAGUUCGCCCGAUAUCGUUAUUCCCGUGCUGCUAAAGCACAUUCACCUCGACAUUGCAACGCAACAGUGA
This is a messenger RNA of Sphenostylis stenocarpa, 819 nucleotides long. The record is from the annotation of a GenBank genome assembly. NCBI's taxonomy places the organism in Eukaryota, Viridiplantae, Streptophyta, Magnoliopsida, Fabales, Fabaceae.